Molecule: messenger RNA, 5071 nt
Organism: Plasmodium vivax (malaria parasite P. vivax)
Lineage: Eukaryota; Apicomplexa; Aconoidasida; Haemosporida; Plasmodiidae
Exons: 1
Coding region: 431-4537 (1368 amino acids)
Source: RefSeq, a predicted model, not a curated record
AUGCCAAACAAUUUAAUGUACAACUGCGAGGCAGUCAAACUUUGCAAAAAAAGAUAUGACUCCCAACCCCCCGGCGUGUUAAAUCCGCACGAGGGACAUGCCAAACGGGUGUUUAUACACGCGCUGCUUAGAAGAAGAGAGGCUGGGUAUGCAUUGCAUUUUGCUACAUUUUGCUGUGCUCGCAUCCAGAGUGACUCCCUCCAAGUGAAGCCCCCCCUGUGGGGACAUGCCCAACUUUGCAGAGACGUGAAGCACAUAACCGUUGUUUCGGGUGAUCCACCUUUUCGGCCGACCACCAACCGGUAGGUUCUUCGCCGAACCGCUGCUUUGGUUCCUCUGUGCAGGCGAGCAACCAACCACAGCAGAUUGCCCAAGCCAACCUGGCGCUGCGCGCUGCGGCACCCCCACUGCGAAGGAAGAUUCUCCCAAAAUGAUCUUCAAACAAAUUGCAGAGAAGGCCAGCCAAGUGCUGAUGGGCUCGGACGCGGUGAGGCAGAGCGAUUUAAAAGGGAAGGACCCAGCGGGGAAAGAGACCGAGGUGGGUAGCCCCCGCCAGUGCAACGGGGGUGACACCAAUGGAAGAAGCACCUCUGUGAACCCCCAACGAGAAAAAGUGCCCACCAAAAUGAACGACAAAAAAAGACUGCACGAGCGAGCAAAGAAAAAAGUGAAUCUCUUUCUGAAGAGGUACAAACUGGAAGGACAAAAAAAAAAAAAAAAAAAAAAAAAAAACUCCCCAAAGUCGUCCACUUUACUACUUUCACAAAAAAAAAACAGUAAAGCAAAAAAAUUGAAGAAAAUGACCAAAAUGAGGAAGAUAAGGGAGGACUACCUAACCAUCCAUAAUUUGCACAAAGAAUUUACAGACAAGUACGCAGAGGAGAAGUCAUUCCGGGAGACCACCAAAAGUUACCACUCGAAUGAGUUGGCCAAUGAUUGUUCCUACGCGGUUUUUUUCUUUCGUCUUUUUGUGAGGGGGGAAUACCUAAAUGGGGAAACUCUCGCGGAAGCGCUGGCCAAGGACAAUCGGAGGGGUGUAGAAGCGGCUAACCAUGUGUCUUUUCCCCCCAUGGAUAAGUCUAACCCGGAUCAGCACUCUCACAUAGCGACGAAGAGGCUGAGGAACUCCGUCGCCUUUCUCAACGGAAGGAACACACGACUCCUCAUGUGUGACUACCUAAAAGUUUUAAUGAACAACAUACAAAAUGAAAAUGAAAUUAACGCGAACUUCCUCAUCCUGGAUUACGUCACUUCACAUGAAACGAAGCAGCAAAGGGAUUACUCUCACAUUUGCAGCACGUAUAAAUUAAAGGGACCCACGAAGGAGGAGCAGUCCUCUUCACCCUACAGUGUCAAUUGUGCAAAGGAAAGAGGUGCAAAUGCCUCCUCGGGUGGGGGGCCCCUCCUGGAAAACGCAAAAAAUGACCACAUAGGCAAAAGUAAAGAAGAAAAUGACGUACAUAAAAAUACGAACAAUGGUAACAGCUUGGGUGACGCCACACCCAAGGGGAACGACUCCAAGGAGGGAGAAAAGCCACCCCAUGAAAGGGAAAACAAAGAUUGCGUCCAAAUGAACGAACUCAUGUUUAAUAGAAUUUUAAAUAACUUCGUAACCGAACUGAGGAGCUUCUUCUUUUCCGUGAUUGCCAAAAUGCAGACAAGCCAAGUAGUCUCUCAGCUGGUAACUCGCUUCGCAGAAAUUUGCCUCACCUUAACGCCCUACUACGUACACAUAAUCAACUGCAUAGAAAUUCUCUCCGAUUUUGCUAGCAUCAUUCCGGUGAGGCAUAUGGACCACUUGAUGAGCUUCUUCCAACGGAACAAAAAUAUUUUCAUUGAAAAGUAUAAAGAGUUUCAAAAUUUUGUCAUUUUUAAUGACCCCAUAAAAACGCAGUCGGUUGGAGCACGACUUAUUGGCUUUAUAAAAAAUUUGCAAAAAAAAAAUUGCCUAAAUAGCAAGCAAAAUUCCAUGAAUGUGUUUUUCCUUCACUUGCUACUUUCCGAGUGCCUGCCCAUCAACCACCUGGGAUUUUGCAACAGACAGUCGGCGAAAAAUAAUUUUCACCUUUUCUUUUACAACUCCCAGCAGCGUUGUAAGAAUACUGCAAAUGAUGAGUCUUUAACUUUUAAUAAAUUCGAAUUGGCCAUCCAGGAAAAUGUAAAAAAUCAUGCCAAAGUUAGGGAACUCAUUUUGGCAGAAAUUAACGCCCGCUGUUUGAAGGCGGCUCCCGGGGGGGUGGAAGCGAAUCGAAGCGGAGAUCGCGCGGAUAACACAAAUCGCGAGGAUCACCGGGAUGACCCCGCCAAGGGGGACUCACCCAGUGGGGAUCUCCCCAACCACAGCGAAGAACGUGAAGACAAAAAACCGCUCCCAAAUGGGAGGGACCCCACCAGAAAGCGCAAGAGGGACGAAGAGGACUCCCCCGACCAGCUCCCCCACAGUGACAAAAAGGAUAUGAAAAGGCAGAAGAGGAGCAAAUUGACUGAAAGUCCAAAUGAUGAAAACAAAAACUAUAAGGUGUACCUGGCCUACCUCUACCUCAUUUCGUUUGUCCGUUGCCCCGAAAUGUGUACCGCUCAAAAUUGUGCACCCCUGGAAGAGGCCUACCACUCAUUUAACCUCCUCCUGGCACAUAUUAAAAAUUUGAAAAAAAAAAAUCUCACCAGCGUCAAAAUUGUGAGAGAGUACCUCUACAACUCGGACGUUGACCUUUUGGGAAACAUACACAUUUAUAAUCUGCUUAUUCGUGACCAGAAUUUCCUCAGCGUCUUCUUUUUUAACAUCCUCCUCGUCCUCAACUACCUCAACGUCGAGCUGAACAUUCUGACGCCCUCCACAAGUGAAGGCCCGUCCAGUGAAAGCAAAGCGGCUGAUUCGAGAGGAAAAGAAACCAGCCGCUCAAACGUGUCUACUCAUAAUGUCGAACCCGGGAGCCAGUCUGCAUCUGCCCACUCGUUAGAGGCAACGAAGAACAGCGAAGACAAAAGCGGCAACUCCCCAUUUUCGCGCAACUCCUCAAGAACGUACUCGAAAAAUGCCAAAGAGGGAGCAUCCCACAUGGGCAGCAACACCAGCAGUCUUAGCGCCAAGGGGAGAGACGUCGACUCCGCCCCCCCAGGUGUGGGAAGCAGCGGUAGGGGGGGCCAACAUACCCCCAGGGAGAGUAAAGAAGGGAGGGACGGGAGAGAUGCGAAAGAUGCGAAAGAUGCGAAAGAUGCGAAAGAUGCGAAAGAUGCGAAAGAUGGGCGAGACAUCAACGCAAGCGACGCGAAAGCUAAGGAUCACCAAUCGGUCAGCGAACGGACAAAGCACACCUUCCAUUCGUUCGUGAAGGACCUUUUACGUUACCUAGGGAACGCCAAAAGCUCGCAAUUCUUUUUGAACCUCCUCUCCUCCGAGUACUGCUGGUACAGCUGGAAAAAACAACUCACCGGAAAACCGACCAAAGAAGGUUCCGAAGCGCCUUUCGAAUUUAGACGCGUGGAAGACCACUCGAAGAGGAAGAUAAAAAGCGAAAAGCAUAAAACGAAUCAUAGUGGUGGCGUACUGCUAGACAAGGAACCUUUGGAGGACAACUCCUCCCCCGUGCAGAGCCUAUUUCAGCUCGUGCACAACUUCGAGCUGCUAAAUGAGAAAAUGAAAAGUUACUAUCUAGCCAAUUUGAAUAAUCCCAAUUUGAGAAAGAACCCGUACAAGUACACAAAACUGAUUGGCAGUUGUGAAAGUGGCUCCAAUCGGCAGAUGCAGACAAGUAGGGAGGAUCAAGAUGGGAGGGAGACCAGCCACGUGGACGCCCCAACCGCGGGGAAAAGCGGCAGUAAUGGGCAAGAGGAGGAGCAGAGGGGGCAGCCCCCCAAGGAAAUUACCCUUGAAAAUGGUGAUGAACAUGCCGCGGAGCUUGCCGAGCACGUAAAGACGUACCCCCAGAACCUGAGGGACAUUCGCAAAGUGAACAACUUCCUGCUCGAGAUUAACCAAAUCUACCUGGGCAGACAAGCCGAGUUCUGGGAACUGGACGACAGCGACUCAGUCACAGACAUGAAAAAGAAAAAAAACGAAGAAAAAAUACUAAUAGAAAAACUAAUAGACAAACUAGAAGACUACAAACAGAAAAUGCACAUCGAUAAUGACCCCAUCAACGAAAUUGAGGAAAGUGAAAAAAGCAAAAAUGAUCCCGUCUUCAAAUUCAGGCUAGCCAAAUUGUUCAUCGUCAAGUAUAUUGACCUGUACACCAUCGUCAAGGAUAAGGAGUUCUCCACGGACUGCGACUUUUUGUACAAUUUGAUGGUUCAUAUGGAUAAGAACUUGGCCAAGAAGAAAAUUCUGCUCAGCGCGGAGGUGAAGGCCGACGGGGAAGGGGUCGACGUGCAGGAGAAGGCGGGCGAAGAGGGAAAAGCGGAUGGGGAGGAGAAAACGGAUGGAGGGGAGAAAACGGAUGGAGAGGCGAAAGCAGAUGGAGAGGCAAAAGCAGACGGAGAGGCGAAAGCGGAGGGGGAAGAAGUUACAAUGGAGGGCGAACCGGAGCCGAAAGAGUAACCGAACGAUAGCGAAAAGGCAUGCCCUCCGCAAAUCUCAGUAAGCCUUUCCAUUCUGUGUGAACACCCAAGACGCACACGGCAAUUUUGCCUUCCCCUUAAAUGGGAAAAAACAAAAGCGGCCCAAACUGCUCCCACAGCUACGCACAUGUAAGGGUAUGCACAUAUGCCAUUUUUUAACUCUCUCAUUUGAGGAACGUAGCAACAGCUCUCAAACGUAUACCCUGUUUAGGGGGCACCUCCAUGUGGUAUGCGCGUUGUGCGUUACCUGUACAGGUGAGUACGCCACACACUUUUGCGCCUGCCCUGCGUGCUGCUCAUUUUUUACCCCCGUGGUGAAAUGUGCACACAUAACUAUGUAGCGGUUGGCGCCCCCCAUUUUUGCCCCAACCGGGGAUGCCCUCUAUGGACAUAUUUUUUGUGAACCUCGAAAAGGAAAACUACCUUUGCAGGGACGUGUAGCCCUAUUCCUUUCCACACAAGGUGUAGUUCACCCUGUGUUGUCAUUUUGUCAAUUUUUUUUUUCCCCCCUCGC